AUGUCACUUUUAAAGGUUGAUGAUUCAACUGUUUAACAUAAUAAUGGCUAGUCAAGUGCUAGUCCAAAUAAUUGUACGUUGACGGAUUUUUUUUAGAUUUUUGAUAUGGCAAAUCCUUCACGUACAAAUUGUUUAGUAUCAAAAGUGGGUAUUUGUUCCGAUCAGGAUUCCGGGUUAAAGCAUAUAGCGUCUAUAAAAUAUCAUAAAAACAAGAAAUAUUACCAGAUAAUGUUAUUUUAUAUUAGUUCCGUACACAAAAAAUAAAUAUCCAACUUAUAAUUAUGAGUUUGACGGCUUUUUUUCAUUUCAUUCUGUCAAAACAUAACGAUAUGUUGUGACGACGCUUUGUCACUUAGUUGUAUGUAACCCGGCCGACUAUAAGGAGGCGUUUUGUAGAGCCUUACGGUGCGAUCGAAAGACUGCGCAUGCGCUCUCUUUGGAUGCAGCCCGCGAAGACACAAGACGUUGCAAAAAGUGCUCUGUGUUCUUAGAGAAAAUAAGAGUGUUUUGGUGUGGUUUGAAGGGGCCCUACGUAGUAAUAAAGGGUAUUUAGGACUAGUAGAGCCGGCAUACUCACUAAACACUUUAGUGGUGUCAGAAAAAUUAACGAAACUUCGUCUGGAAAAUUACAUAAUUUUGACCGGAAGUCGCAUGGUUUAGGUCCAGCGAAAAUUAGGACUAUUUUGUUCAGUAUUUUUUACUAACAAACUGUGUUGGACUGUAGACUUGUUGUAGUAUUUUUUACUAGCAAGUGUGUAUUUUGUUGAAAUUUAACCUGGCUUAGUAUUUUUUACAAGUAGGUGUAAAUUGAGGCCUGUUCACUUAGUUUUAGUAUUUUUUACUAGCAAGUGUUAGGGUUUAUAGUGCAAGGAGUCGCAGAUUCAGGCAAGAAAGACCUCAUUAGACGAAAAAGAUCAACAGAGAGGAUGGCUGACAGCAAGAUCGUUCGGGAGGUGAAAGACCUUCUUGAGAAAGGCCGCUACUAUGAGCCUGCAGACAAAUUGGUGUCACGCCUCAGCUUGGCACUCUGCAAGGAAGGGGACCAAGAUCUUCUGAAAAGCCUGAUAAAGGCGACGUGUGAUCUGGCUCGUAGUACGGGACGAGGAAAAGGAAAGGGGUUGAAUUUCUGUAAAAAAGUGGCCAAUGAACUGAACAUCCUGGAAGUCGUGGACAGGGAGUGGAUAGUAACCAAUAUCCACAAACUUCCACCCAUCAAAGUGACCAAGGAACAGAUCUAUGAGCCGCUGAAGCAAACAAAAGACUUCAGGCUGGAAAUUGACCCCCAGAUUGAAAAAGUGGUCAGCGAUGCCGGAAAAGGGGCUGAGUGUGAAGAAAUGGAGGUGGAGUUUGAAUUGGACUUGUCCGCACAUUCAUCUCUACUAAAUACUCCGGAAGGGGAAAAGGGUAGAUCACCACGAAUAUCCCCCGUAAAGAUUGUGGUAUCCCCUGCAGUAAUAAGGAUUUCCCCUGUUAAGGCUCAACUGCCUGAACAAAUUAGCCGGAAGACAAGAAGAGAUGAACAGCAACCAUCCACUUCAGAAGAUCAACAUCAGCCCAGUGCAGGAAACGGGAAAAGGUUGAAGAGAGCUUCUUGCUCUAACAACCCAGAGGAGAGGAGAGUUUUUUACUCUGAAGAGGCUGGAGGGAGUGGACGUCUGACUAUAUCAAAGGGAGUUUCUUACUCUACUGAUAAGUCAGUAAGUAAAACUAAUAUGGUUCCACUCAACCAGGACACUUUAGCAUCUGGAGGAGCAAUGGAGGGCGUGGCCUUGCAUUACGGGUAUAAAAGAACCCGCACAUGUAUCAUACCAGGCUGUGGAGGUAAUACAAGGUACCCCAAAGUUCAUGCCUUCCGGGAACAUGUCCCAAGCAUUUUUGAUGAGCGCCUGCCCCCCGAUGAUGAGGAGGUUCUGGAAAGAAGAAAGCGGGCAUUGGUUCUCAUGACGACCUGGAUGCUUGGGAGACCAGGGACUUUAGAUGAGUUGGCCGAGUGUCUCCGGAUGCAGAGAGUGUUGGAGUUGGCAGAUAAUGUCUCUGUUUCGGACAGAUUAAAGUUGCAUAUGGAGGCUUUUUGCCGAUAUGUUGGACAUGCGAUUCCCGCCAAGUUUACAGUGUGCCCACUCAAUUCUAUUGGGGCGGUGCUUCACUAUAAAGCAUUGAUGAUAAUCUUGGCGACGUUCGAUCAGGAACAGCAGACUUAUCUGAGAACCAUUUUUGACGGGCCAGCAGAUUUGAUGAGGGAUCCUCUGCCAAUUGCCUAUGAUGCACACUUUCAUCUAGACAGGUUGAAGACCAAGUUGAGUCUGCCAAAUUGUGCUACGUUGGAGGCCAUCUGGUCUAAAGCAGAAGUAUUGCCCGACAUGGAAAUAGACCUCAUCGGAUCUUGUGCAAGCUUCUGUGAUCCCAAGACGUGGCCAACAAACAGACAGCUUCAGGAUCUUCCCGGGAGUUUGGCAGUGGCGGUAGGGAUCCAUCCAAGGCACGCCAGCAACCACCAAUAUGCACGAGAGUCUUCGGAUCUCAAAAGAUUGGAAGUUCUUCUGCGCCAGAAAAGGGUUGUUGCGCUGGGAGAGAUUGGUGUGGACCAUUCGGAGAUGCCGCAUCAUUGGCACCAUCAAUUGGAGCUGCUGGACGUCAUUUUGCCACUAGCUCAAGAGAAACAGACCGUUAUUUUCCACUGUAGGGGAAUGCAGAAUGAUGACGGGACGGAGGCGUAUCUGGUAUUGCUGCACUAUGCCAAGAAAUACCUGAACAAGGACCACCCAGUGUAUCUCCACUGCUUUACUGGAGACAGUUACGUCCUCGAAAAGUGGCAACAUGCAUUCACCCACCUGUAUUGUGGUUUCACAGCGAUGGCCAAAAGUUUCAACGAAGACCAGAAACAAGCCAUGAAGAAGGUCCCGCUGACUUCCAUGUUGUUGGAGACGGAUGCCCCAUACUUUCCACCCGAAGGAGAAAGGAUCUCGGCUCCAAAUCAGCUGUACCGUACCGCAAAGAUUGUGAGCCAUAUAUAUGGAAUGCCAGCGGCGGAACUACUCCAGGCUACAGCGGAAAAUGGAAGGAGUCUGUUUCGUGGGGAGAACUAGAGGCAAAGGGGUAAAUGGAACAAAGCUGAAAGAGAAAUUUGGUAUUUUUUACCAGUUCUCUGUUUUUAAAAUAAAAAAAUAUAUGAAAGUAACUUUUGUAAACCAAAAUUAAUUAAAGGGGAAAGAGAAAUAUGGUAUUUUUUACCAGUUCUCUGUUUUUAGGGGAAAAAUGGGAAAGAGAAAUAUGGUAUUUUUUACCAGUUCUCUGUUUUUAGGGAAAUAAAAUAAUAAAUGUUCCAUUUUCACCAGGAAAUGGUAUUAUUUACCAUUGAGACAGAAGUAGUAUUUUUUACUGCUAAAACACUAAUACUGAAGCUGAAGGCUGACCAAUACAAGAAUUUAUCUCUUGCAAUUUUUAGUCCCACUGUACAUCUCAAAAACAUUGUUAGGGGUCAUGAUAUAGAACGGUUAAGUUAAGGGGUUACCAUAUUAUCAUCAGUUAAAGGGGUAUCACGGUUAUGGUCCAUUAAGGUGGUUAGUCUAAGCUUUAGUCCAAUUUUGGUCAAAGGUGCAACUUGUCGGCAACAGGUUAAAGGGAGGUUACAUUUAGGCAGGUUAACUCUUCCCGUUGUACCCAGACUUUAAUUUAUAAAGUUGGGGGGAGUGUUGUGACGACGCUUUGUCACUUAGUUGUAUGUAACCCGGCCGACUAUAAGGAGGCGUUUUGUAGAGCCUUACGGUGCGAUCGAAAGACUGCGCAUGCGCUCUCUUUGGAUGCAGCCCGCGAAGACACAAGACGUUGCAAAAAGUGCUCUGUGUUCUUAGAGAAAAUAAGAGUGUUUUGGUGUGGUUUGAAGGGGCCCUACGUAGUAAUAAAGGGUAUUUAGGACUAGUAGAGCCGGCAUACUCACUAAACACUUUAGAUAUAUACAUGAAGGGCACCUGCAAGGAUUUAGGGCACAGUUUUAAAUCGCUCGGAACAUUUCGGCCAUGGCCGAGUUGUUACGAUUGUAUAACGAGGACUAUCUCGAAGCUUUUUCGGAGGAGGCCGAGCUAUUACGAUUGUAUCGAGUUGUUCCCCUUCGCAUAAUUGUUGUCUGUGUCAGUCAACUUUCGUUUUAUUCGAAAGGUAAACAACUUGUUUUAAUGCACUUAAUGCUUGUUUAGUGCAAAAUAACAUUUCACUUACAUGGUAAAAUAUGAAUAUAACUCUUUAUGAUCAAUUUCAACCAUAAAAUACUUCACUUAAAACAAUUUCAAUAUUUUUAAAACACCCCCGUUUUUUGCACAUUCCCGUUUAGACGUUAGGGAUUGGAAGAAUCCCGUAUAACACGUCUAUUAUUUUAGACUAGUCAAGUGCCAGUGUGUUGUCUGUUGUUGUGACAGUUGUCUACUAUUUAUUUAGAUCCGUUUCCCUUGUGUGGGGUUUCUGAGUUACAGAUAAGCUGCGUAUUUGCGUAAAUACGUAAUUAAAAUCAUAUAAAACGCAAUUGGUUUAAAACUCAAUGAGGAACAAAACGCAUAAGAAAAGACAGAAUAUGCAAUUGAUUUAAAUGAGAAGCGUAAUAAAAUAAAAAAUGAAAAUGGAAACUCGUUUCAUCUAAUUCGGCGAUUUCAAUUUGGUCAAUUGAUUUAACUCAGUUUAAAAUAGAUUAUGGUUUCUGUAAUUGGCCGAUCAUUUUUCGGAAGCAAGUUGCAUAGAAUCGAAUACCUCUUUGUUCGACUAAACACUUCAGUUGAUUGACAAGUGAAUACCAUGAUAUACAAUUAUUGACGGAUGCAGACGGAAACUCACUAGUUCAUAUGCAAGCUUUCCCACGAACAUGUUAAAGGCAUCGCAGGGUCAAUAAUUGAUCAGAUUGUUGAUGACAUGCAUAGUUGUUCUAGACAUUGUUAGUUAUACUAAGUGUUAAUUUGUUUUGAAAUUCUAGUUUAAUUUGUAAUGUGAACAAUACCCUAUACAGCAACUUUAAACACUCGGUUUCACUCUAUUUUAAUUAUUUAGUUGUUACCAGUUAUUGUUGCCAAUCACACUAAUCAAAGACAUUUGUUAAAUGUAUACUCAAUUAAAAUCAAAACAAUGGGGUAAUAGAAACUUGAAAUACUAAUUUAUAAUAUGAGCUACCCAUUUCUUUCAAGAGUGUUGAGUAAUACUCAAAUACAUUGGAAAACUUCUCUGUAACAUUGGAUGUAACUUUGGGUAAAAAUGUCUGAAAAUUUUAAAAAGGAUACUUCCAGAUCCUCUGUAUUAACGUAAACCAUGGCACAAACACCAGAGUGUAUGAUUCAGAGCCACAUUAUUUAUCACAAAAUGGGGCAUAUAUAACAACACAUUAUUACUAUUCAAUAUUAUAUUUGCACAUACUAGCAAAGCUUAGUCAGUCUUUGCCUAAUUUUUUUCAGCACUUGUCCUUUCGGGCAAGUAAUUGAAGAAACCCAUUUGCCCAAAAACAGUUUUACUUGCCCAAAACAACCAAUUCAUGCGUAAAUGUACGAAACCCAAUUUUCAAUAUAAUAAUAACAUUCAAUCAGUAUUUGUGAAUUGUUGCUGAAGAAAUUAUGAAAACAGAGGGAUCUAAAUUUGGGAUAAAUGCACUUGCCCGUUCGGGCAACCACCUGGGAAUUUUGACUUGCCCGAAACAGUAUUUACUUGUCCCGGGCUUCAGGCAACCCAGUUACGACGAAGACUGCUUAGUAUCCUUUAGGGUUAUAAUAAUGAGAAGAUUGAAAUCUGUACAUUAUACAAAAAUGUAUAACACUCGCUACAAACAAUUGAAACAUGAAUAAACUAGAUAUAAAUGUGAAUCAUACACCCGAUACACAUAUGCCCCUUUCUGUGGAUUUUUUUUUCAAAACUACAUCCAGCAAAUAUAAUCUGACAAAUAAGUCUGAAAGUAGCAGAAUUCAUCAAAACACACACACUGUCACUAAGUUGGCUUAAAAUGCCAGUACAGGACGGCAAAUUUUCAAUAACGUAUGUUUUGAUGCUGUUGAAGUCUUUCCUUAACCUACUGUUUUGACAGAUUUCUGUUACUGUCCAUGUAAACAGAUGUCAGGAGGGUUUAAGACUUUUGGUAUUAAACUAUUAUACCCCCUGUCAUGAACUUAGUGGAGAAAGCUUAGCAGUAAUUCUAAGCCAAUCAUUGGGAAAGAUGUUGGACCUCAGAAAAAUCUUGUAAAAUAUUAUGAGGUCUAUACUUUCAGAGAAUUUCAGUCCUCGUGUGCGACUAAGUUUCUGUCAGAUUUACCGCAAUGUUUACAGAUUCUUUUGUCUGGAUCAUUUUUCAGGCUGCGCAAUUGAAUCUUAUUCCAUCACAAUGGUUGCAAUUUGCACAAGACCGCAAAUUCUGGGUUUUAGACAGAAAGACUUGUUAAAAAAUGUUAUGCCAAGCACUAGAAUAUGAACUCAGGCUUGUUCAUCCAAAACAGGGCUUCCGUUAAAGGAAGUUUGGAAGUAUAUUACUCCCUAGAAAUGGGUUAAAACUUCCAAAAUUGAUUCCUUGGAAGUACAAAAACUUCCAUAAUUUUGAAGAAAACUUCUAAAGUUGAAAGCUUGGAAGUUCAAAAUAUCAAAACCUUUUGUCAAUAUUUCUUUUAUAGUCCUAAUUCAAUCAGUUUCAAGUGUUUUUAAGUAAAAUGAAUUAUGAUAAUACAAGUUAAAGUGCAAAUUAUUUGAUUUUAAAUAUAUUUGUGGAAAAAUAGUUGAAAAAGAUAUUGUAUUAUGGAGGCUUUAAAACUUCCAUAUUUCAGGGUAAAACUUACAAAAGUGAUUAACAGGAAAUUCAUACUUCCAGUUUCAAUUCCUUAAUGGAAGCCCUGAUUCCAAAAGUCUAAUUUAGAUGACUGCCAUCAUGCAUUGACACUGCAAAAUUUGGUAUUGAAUGACGUUAUGCGCUAUGAUUGAUAAUUCAUUUUCAAUUUUUUAUUGCCACACAGUUCCUUAAAUUCAAACACUUUAAUGUUCUUUAUUGCGUAUAUGUUGUGAUUUUUUUUUGAACUACUGUAAAAUUGUGUGAGGUUGUGAAACAUUGAUCAGGUUACAGGUUACCUGGAACAAUUUUCAACUUCCGCAAUGACGGUACUAAAGCAACAUGGACACAACUUUAUUGAACACCUUUCUUAGUUACAACUGAUAUCAGUCACUUCAAUGGCUUUCGGCGAAAUGUUUGAUAUAGAAAUAAUAAAUAUAUUAUGUAUACUUAUUACUAGGCAUGGAAAGCCUUACAGGUCCUAGCUUUUUAGUGCCUUCCUGUGAGGUGGUUUAUCUGCAAUGAAGGAAUCUUGAAAAUAAGUCAUUGUUUUACAAGCAAUGUCUUAUUAUGCUGGGAUAUAAACUAUGUUGUAUCUUGACAACUCUCAACUGUAUAUCCUGAGCCCAAAAAUAUUAAGUAGUUAAAUUGUUGUUAAAGCUUACCGGUAUAUUUCAUUGAGAUUUACAAACAGUUAUGUUUUUGUUAAUUUAAUAUUCCUUAUUGUUCUAUG
Molecule: messenger RNA, 7508 nt
Organism: Mya arenaria
Lineage: Eukaryota; Metazoa; Mollusca; Bivalvia; Myida; Myidae
Exons: 2
Coding region: 927-3086 (719 amino acids)
Molecular function (GO): hydrolase activity, acting on ester bonds
Source: RefSeq, a predicted model, not a curated record